CAUGGCGAAUGUUUGAUAAACUUUGUCCUUCUUGUAAAAGUUGUAAAUAUAUUAAAAUAUUUACAAUAUGUAACAAUGACAAAUCCAGGAAAAUGUUAUUAAAAUGUUAAAAGUCAUUAUGACAGCUGUUAGUAAAGUAAAACCUCUGCCAUUGGGCAGUGGCACCGGACUCAAGGGUCCAAGGUCACAGCUCAGGACAUUCCAGUCACAGAGUAGUCCUGUGUAUAAAGUCCAGACAGAGUCCGCUAAUGGCAUGAGGGGAGUCCGUAACAACAGAGUGAAGGACAGGAGAGGAAUAUUUACAGUUGGAGGAAACAGUGACAAGACCAAAGUGAAAUCUUUGGAGGAUGUUGCCAUAGCAAUAAAGAGUGAUGCAUUCCAGAACAUUGUAGUGGUGGCAGGAGCUGGUAUCAGUACCCCAAGUGGGAUUCCAGACUUCAGGACUCCUGGCACUGGUCUCUAUGACAACCUCCAGCAAUACAGAAUUCCCUACCCAGAAGCCAUCUUUGACAUAGAAUUCUUCCAUCACAAUCCAAAGCCUUUCUUCACUCUUGCCAAAGAACUGUAUCCCACUGGAAAAUAUAGACCUAAUUACAUACAUUAUUUUGUACGCCUUUUACAUGACAAGGGGAUGUUACUCCGCAUGUACACACAAAAUAUUGAUGGCCUUGAGAGAAUUGCUGGCUUACCUCCUGAAAAAAUGGUGGAGGCCCAUGGCACAUUUUCUGAGGCCACAUGCCUUAUAUGUAGACAGAAACAUGACAAAGAGGAAAUCAAAGGAGCAAUAUUUUCUGAUAAAAUACCAAGGUGCAAAAAACCAGGAUGUAUGGGAGUUGUGAAACCUGAUAUAACAUUUUUUGGAGAAGACUUACCCAAAAGAUUUUAUUUUUACAUGAGGGACAUGCUUCAGGCUGAUCUGAUCAUUGUCAUGGGGACAUCAUUAGAGGUUCAGCCAUUUGCUGGGAUCAUUGACUCGGUGAAGUGGGGGGUACCUCGUGUCUUGUUUAACAUGCAUGCCGUAGGACCAUUCAAAUAUCAGAGACGAGCUCAGGACUUCAUUUCACCAGGUGACCUCAUUAACAGUGCUCAGAAGUUCACAGACCUAUUGGGAUGGAAAGAUGAAAUGGUGGAACUUAUUACCAAAGAGGAGGGCAGAUUUGUUUUAUGCUCGCCAGACUACGCAAAGAAAAUGAAAGAAAUGCAGCAAAGACCACCCCCUCCACCCCCUAAAGAUCCACCAAUUAGACUUUGGAGACAGCCAGCUAAACUUGAUUUAUUCAGCUCAGAAUCUGAGAGCUCAUCAGAAGCUUCAGAGACAGAAUCAGAAUCCUCCGACGAAGAUGAAAGACCAAAAAAUAUUCGCAAGAACAACAAUUACAGAAAAGGACUAGGUGUGACAAGGAGUGCCCCAAAAGGAGGCAGUAAAAAUGACCUUGACCUGAAAAGGAAUGGCAAACCUGGAGUGAAUGGAAAAAGGAACUACAGCACAAGUUCACCGCUAACAACCAGAUCAGAGAGAGCUGUAGGAAAAACACGGAAUCAUGCUACUGCUACAAAAGUAACAAGUGAAGUCAAUCAGGUAGCUACACGCUUUGACAAAGUCAGUGUACGUACUAGAUCCAACACACCCGACUCUAUAAAAGGGAAGCCAGCCAAAGAAAAGUCUAUACGAAGGACUGUUUCUGAUAGAAGUUUGAAAUCUAAUAUAGCUGGUGCUAGUCGCCCUCCACUACAGAGAUCAAACUCUGCAAAAUCCAUAAAUGAGAAAGAGGCAAGCAAUAAAAAAGAUCAGAAAGUGACUGAAAUUCGAAAAUCAGCCAGUGAUUCAAAAUUUGAUCGUAAAGCUGCUGACAAUAUGGUGCUAAAAUACAAGGAUGGGAAAAUAUCCCAUGCCAAUCACUCUGUCUCUAAUGGAGUAAGGAAUGGUUCAAAGUCUAGUCAACAGGUAGAGGACAAUUCAGAAAACAAAAUGAACAGGGAAAAUUUUCUUAAAUCACACCCCAAGCCCCCGCUCCCUCAAAGCCAAAGAAAUGGAAAACCUCCCCUAAACCCACUGAAUCCUCGACCCUAUGGAUUUUUAGCACAGAAAAAAUUGCCCCAAAGACCAUCUGCUCCAGCUAAUCUGAUAAGGGAAAAGUUUUUCAAUGAGUCUAAAGACAGUCGUCCAGCAUCUGCUGAGAUGCCCAGAAUUGCGUACCGACACCGAUUAAAACCGUCAUACGAUGCCAGAAUCUUCGCCAUCAGAGUGGCUGAUACAAGCUCAGAAAGUUCAGAUGAAAGUUCCAGUGAAGAGUCACGCUGAUUAUAUUCUUCAAUUAUUAUCUAGAAGUAACUGUACAAAGUAAAAGAUAUUUUCAUCACUUUCUUUAUAAAUGUACAUUAUUCCAUGGUAUAUAUACAAGUACUUGGUAGUGGGAAAAUUUAAUGUUAUAUAGAGCUUCCUAAAUCUCUUGUGAUAUAAUAUGUUGACUUAAUAUUACUUUAUAACUCAGCAUGUGCAUUUACAUAAUCUUUCUGUUAUGAUUGCUUAUUAUAUUUAAGGUAUGUUAAAGGUAGCAUUCAUUUGAAAAUUAACACGGGUAUAAUGAGCACGGCGUAUUAAAACAGUGCAAAUCAUGACCCCAUUAUACAUGUAAUACUGUAUAUCAAUAUCCAAAGAUUCUAUACUUGAUUGACAGAGGCAUUCAACACUUAUAUGUAUGCUUUCUUACAUUAUUAGUCUUUUUAGUUCUUUUUCAAAAUGGUUAUUACAUUGAAACGGGUACUGUAUGUGAAUGCAAGUAGGAUUAGCUUGUGUUACUUUUUUGGAGAUUUACAUUAAAACGUGUAUCAAAUACUGAAAUUGAAGAGGUUGGAAUUUUUCAUUAUGACGGUUUCAAAAAUACAUUGUACUGUCCUUUAUAAUACAGUGUACUUGAUAAUGUGCGUUUUUAGAAGAAUUUCAACCUCUUUAAUUUCAGUAUUUGAGACACAUUUUCGUGCAAAUUUUCUGACAUAAAACUCUGAAAAUGGUAUGAUCAUCUUUUGUUCCUUUUCCUUGACAAUAUUGCCUUCUUUUAUUAAGAUGUUCCUCGAUCCUGAUAUUCUGCUCAGCAUUGUUUGUUAAGUUUAUUGGUCUGUGACAUUAAAUCAAUUUGCCUUAUUUUUUGUGAUACAUAUAUUUCAUCUCAAGGCAAAGGUUCUACAUAAGUCAUUUUUGGGAACCUGUAGGAAAAUGAGAGUAAGAAAAAUGCAAGGUAGAUUUUUUUCAGUUUUUUGUGCCUUUGAUGCUUUAGCUUACUAUAGGAUUAAACUCAGCUAGGUGGCUUUGCUCCCUUUGAAUGGACCUGUUUUGUAAGAAAUGCGAAGUAUUUUUUGUUGUUUUUUUUUUUUAGACAGGAUUUGCAGUUCUUAGCAGAUACCUUCAAUAUUUGAUGAGCAAUGAUAUGCUGUAAAGUUCUUAUACACAAUGUAUUUAUUUUGUCCUUUGAAAUUCAGUGGUCCUUUAACCUCAUUUUAGGAAAAAAAAUCAAAAGAUUGGCAAGGAUGGUGGCAAGUAAUAUAUACCCUCCAUGCUGGUAGCAUUAUAGUGGCAGCCGUUAUUAUGGCAGAUUAGCAUAGGAAAAUUCUGUUUGUUUAUGUUAUUAUUGUUGAUUAUGUAAUGGAUAUAUACUAUUAAAAUAGAACUUUUAACACA
Saccostrea echinata is the source of this 3676-nucleotide messenger RNA. RefSeq lists its product as uncharacterized. The coding region runs from base 104 to 2302 and encodes 732 amino acids. The record is from RefSeq and is a predicted model, not a curated record. Lineage: Eukaryota; Metazoa; Mollusca; Bivalvia; Ostreida; Ostreidae. Gene Ontology annotation, molecular function: NAD+ binding. The transcript is spliced from 10 exons.